AUGAUAAAUGUACUAGCAGUAUUUCAGAGAGCUAUGAAUCAACUCUUUGAAGAAUUAAUAGGUAAAGGGAUAGUAAUAUAUUUAGAUGAUAUUAUUAUCUAUGCUCAAACACAAAAGGAGCUAUUAGAGCUAACCAAAAAGGUGCUACAAUUAUUAAGGAAAGCAGACUUUUACUGUAAACCAGAAAAGUGUUUCUUUAAUAAACAGGAAUUAGACUACUUAGGUUUUGUAGUCAAUCAGGAUGGACUAAAAGUAGAUCCUUACAAGAUAAAAGCUAUAUUAGAAUGGCCUAGACCUCUUACAAAGAGAGACAUUAGGAAAAUACUAGGAUUCUUUAAUUUCUACAAGAAAUUUGUAGAAGACUAUUCUGGAACAGUAAAACCUUUAUCAAGUUUACUGUCACAGAAGAGAACUUUUACAUGGGGAGACACUCAAGAAGCCUCUUUUAAAGCUAUAAAAGAAGCAUUUGCUAAGGUACUAGUAUUAGUAAGGCCAAACUAUGAAAAGCAGUUUGUAGUAGAAACUGAUGCAUCAGAUUUUGCAUACUUAGCAAUACUAUCACAAGAACAGGAAGAUAAAGAAUUACAUUCUAUAGCUUAUUAUUCUUCAACUUUUAGUAAACAGGAAAGAAAUUAUGUAGCACCAGAUAAGGAAUUAUAUGCUAUUAUAAAGGCAUUAGCAAACUGGAGACAUUAUUUAGAAGGAGCCAAACAUUAA
Fomitiporia mediterranea MF3/22 is the source of this 717-nucleotide messenger RNA. RefSeq names its product DNA/RNA polymerase. Bases 1 to 717 code for a protein of 238 amino acids. The transcript has a single exon. The record is from RefSeq and is a predicted model, not a curated record. NCBI's taxonomy places the organism in Eukaryota, Fungi, Basidiomycota, Agaricomycetes, Hymenochaetales, Hymenochaetaceae.